UAACCUUUCUCAAAAUAAUAAUAAAAAAAUAUUUACUAAAAAGAAACAAAAGGAGAUUAAAAAAAAAAGCACAGUUGACUAGUGACUUUACACAGAGAUGACACCGACAGUAUCUACUACUAGUAGUUAGUUGAUGCGCUGUGUUUCACAUCACAGCCUGGAUCUCCAACUCACACUUCAUUUUUUUAUCCUUUCUUCUUUUUUGUUUUCACUUACCCAACACAACCCUUAGCUUCAUCAAAAUCAAAUGAACCUUCUUUCUUAAUUUUGUCUUCAACUCUCUCUAUCUCUCUCCCACAUCCAAACCUCUGAAACAACAAAUUUGUUAUAUUGUGUCUUGUGUGUGAGAGAGAGAGAGACAGAGAGACCAAAUGCUGUCUCCGGCGGCAAUGAAGGUGUUGCUGUUACUUCUUGUUCUUCUAGUAACAGCAACAUCAGCAGAUCUAGAUUCCCAGAGAGCUGCAUUGCUAGCUCUCCGUUCUUCCGUCGGCGGCCGAACACUUUUCUGGAACGCUACCAAUCAGACUCCCUGCAACUGGGCCGGCGUCCAAUGCGACCGCGACCGAGUCGUCGAACUUCACCUUCCCGCCGUCGCUCUUUCUGGUCAAAUACCCACUGGCAUAUUCUCCAAUCUCACCCAUCUCCGUACACUCAGUCUCCGUUUCAAUGCUCUCACCGGUUCACUCCCUUCAGAUCUCUCAUCCUGCGUCGACCUCAGGAACCUUUACCUUCAGCGAAACCUUCUCUCCGGCGAAAUUCCUGAGUUCCUGUUCAACUUACCUGAAUUGGUUAGACUCAACAUGGGUUUCAACAACUUCUCAGGUUCUAUUUCAAACUCAUUCAACAACUUCACAAGACUCAAAACCCUCUUCCUUGAAAACAACCAACUUUCAGGUUCCAUCCCGGUGUUGGACCGGCUCAGCCUCGAUCAGUUCAAUGUCUCUAACAAUCUCUUGAACGGCUCCGUUCCCCAAAACCUCCGGACUUUCUCUCAAGAUUCCUUUUUGGGUAAUUCCCUCUGCGGCAAACCUCUUUCUCUCUGCCCCGGCGAAACCGGAACUGAUUCUUCUUCACCUUUUACUGCCUCGCCUGGUAACAAAAGCAACAAGAAAAAUAAAUUGUCCGGUGGAGCCAUUGCUGGAAUCGUAAUUGGAUCUAUAGCGGCUCUUCUUUUGCUCGUUUUCCUUUUGAUCUUCCUGUGCAGGAACAAGAGCAGCAAGAAGACCAGUGCUGUUGAUGUUGCAGCUGUGAAACAACACCCAGAAUCUGAAGUUGUUUCUCAUGACAAGUCUAUUUCUGACUUGGAAAAUGGCAAUGGAUACCCUACCGCUGCUGCUGCUGCUGCGGCGGCAGUUGCAGUCAACAAGGUUGAAGCAAAUGGCAAUGGAAAUGCUGCAGCUGGUGGUGGAGCUAAGAAGUUGGUGUUUUUUGGGAAAGCAGAGAGGGCUUUUGAUCUGGAGGAUUUGUUGAGGGCAUCGGCGGAGGUGUUGGGUAAAGGGACGUUUGGGACGGCGUAUAAGGCAGUAUUGGAGUCAGGGCCGGUGGUGGCGGUGAAAAGGUUGAAGGAUGUCACAAUAACUGAGAAGGAGUUCAGGGAGAAGAUUGAAGCGGUAGGAGCAGUAGAUCAUCAGAGUUUGGUACCUCUAAGGGCUUACUAUUUUACCAGGGAUGAGAAGCUCCUUGUUUAUGAUUACAUGUCAAUGGGAAGCCUCUCUGCACUUUUGCAUGGAAACAAAGGAGCAGGUAGGACACCGCUGAAUUGGGAAAUGAGAUCAGGCAUUGCACUUGGAGCAGCCCGUGGCAUUGAGUACCUUCAUUCACAAGGGCCUAAUGUUUCCCAUGGAAACAUAAAGUCGUCUAAUAUUCUCCUAACCAAGUCAUAUGAUGCAAGAGUGUCUGAUUUUGGGCUUUCACAGCUUGUUGGCCCCUCCUCUACCCCAAACCGUGUUGCCGGGUACCGUGCACCAGAAGUAACUGAUCCUCGCAAAGUGUCUCAAAAGGCAGAUGUGUACAGUUUUGGCGUAUUGCUCUUAGAACUUCUGACCGGGAAGGCACCUACACAUGCUCUUCUAAAUGAAGAAGGUGUAGAUCUCCCCAGAUGGGUUCAGUCAGUCGUUAGAGAAGAGUGGACUUCUGAAGUGUUUGAUCUUGAGCUCCUUAGGUAUCAGAAUGUUGAAGAGGAAAUGGUUCAGUUGUUGCAACUUGCUGUUGAUUGUGCGGCACAAUACCCUGACAAGCGCCCUUCAAUGUCCGAUGUGGUACGGAGCAUAGAAGAGUUACGUCGAUCUAGCUUGAAAGAGGAGCAAGACCAAAUCCAACAUGACAACAAUGAUAUAGAAUUGUAGAUAGAUGGUGGUGCAUCACUAUCUUCUCAUUGAGUUUGCCUCCACCUUACUUGGUGGACUUUGCUUUAUCAGAGUCACAUUCCAUUUUUUUCACUUGUUAAAAAUUAAAAUCGUGCUUAUUUUUGUAUUUUUGUAUCUUGAGCCUCAAAUUUGUUUGGUCUUUGAAUUUCCUCCUCCUUUUUUUUCUUCACAAAUAGUAGUAUCCAUUAUGCCAUCUCCCAUAUUUUUUCCCCUUCCAAUUAAUACUUUGGGGGAAGUGGGUGGAUACCUGUUCCAUUCCAUUAUUAGUUAUUGUUGUUGGAUUGUGGUUUGAUGUAAUUAUUACUUUUGCUUUAACAUGGCUUUUGCUUUUAGUUGAAAACCUGUAAAUGAGAUGUAUUAGUCGGUGUCAUUGGUUGGUUGCCAUGUCUGUCUCGUGGGCAGCUAUUUCUUUAAUUGUUACCAAAAAGUUUGGUUCAUCAAUGCCUUGACAAAAGUUGGAUGUAUGCAUGAAUGAUUUAUACCCUAGAACCAACCUUGAUUAUUAUUGAUCGUGCGACUUGGUUUCAGAUUUA
This is a messenger RNA of Trifolium pratense (red clover), 2899 nucleotides long. Its product is annotated as probable inactive receptor kinase At1g48480. Gene Ontology annotation, molecular function: protein binding; ATP binding; protein kinase activity. Gene Ontology annotation, biological process: protein phosphorylation. Bases 372 to 2345 code for a protein of 657 amino acids. The record is from RefSeq and is a predicted model, not a curated record. NCBI's taxonomy places the organism in Eukaryota, Viridiplantae, Streptophyta, Magnoliopsida, Fabales, Fabaceae. The transcript is spliced from 2 exons.